GCUGCUGCUGCUGCCUGCCUGCCUGCAGCGCUCCUUUGCUCUCGGACGGAGGAGCACAUUGUUUGUGGUGGUCUGAGACACAGCAGCGACCACAGCCAGCUCCACAUUCAGACUAUCGACCAGAGCCGAGCGGGCUGCCUGCUUUAGUGCUGUUUUCGGCUCUGUACGACCGAACGGCGGGGUGUUUCUCUGUCUGUCUGUCUGUCUGCGGUUAGAACACCUUCCUGCGCUGAAAUUUCACCGAAACAUUAGCCCGAGUAAUCAAGUGGACCGAAAUCUCUCCGCGGGAACAUCGGAGCGCUGCUUGUUGGCUGAGCAGCUGAAGAGGAGCAGAAAGGAUGACUGAGUAUAAGCUGGUGGUGGUGGGUGCUGGAGGCGUGGGCAAGAGUGCUCUCACCAUCCAACUGAUCCAGAACCACUUCGUGGAUGAAUAUGACCCUACCAUAGAGGACUCGUACAGGAAGCAGGUGGUGAUUGAUGGAGAGACGUGCCUGCUGGACAUCCUGGACACAGCAGGUCAGGAGGAGUACAGCGCUAUGAGGGACCAGUACAUGAGGACAGGAGAGGGUUUCCUCUGUGUCUUUGCCAUCAAUAACACCAAGUCUUUUGAGGACAUUCACCAGUACAGGGAACAGAUCAAACGGGUAAAGGACUCGGACGAUGUGCCAAUGGUGCUUGUGGGUAAUAAAUGUGAUCUCCCAGCUCGCACAGUGGACACGCGGCAAGCGCAGGAGCUAGCACGCAGCUACGGCAUCCCAUACAUCGAGACUUCAGCCAAGACCAGACAAGGCGUGGAGGAUGCCUUCUACACACUAGUACGAGAGAUCCGACAGCACAAGCUAAGGAAACUCAAUCCUCCAGAUGAAAGCGGACAGGACUGUAUGAGCUGUCGCUGUGUGGUAUCGUGAUUUAAGGCGACCUUUCAAAGUUGAGACGUGGACCUAUGGAUCCACAAGGCAGAGUGGACCACAGAAGGAGGAAUAAAGACGCAAAUCACAGCUCGAGAGCAAAACAAAAGGCAAACAAAGGCGCUACACUGACUGCAAAAUGAAAAUUUUGGUGGAGGAAGCUGCCUUGCUGUGACUACGGUGACCCCCUCUGGCUGUCCACAUCUGCCUGACAAAACACCACUAAUGACUUGUAUUGGUUUUCAUAUUCUUUAACUCCAGUGUGCUAAUACUGGGCAGCUCUGUGGAUUUCAUCUAAUUUAUUAUUCUCAUAAGUCUCAACACUGGCUUUUACGUGGACAUCAGGCCUUUCGUGACCGUUAUCACAAAACAAAGCUCAGAUUCUAAAGACUGGACACUAGUGACCUCAUCCCAGGCACCCUGCACCCCUCUGUUCCUGUCUGAGGAAAGCAUACAGGUCUACAGAUGAGAGUGCUCGCUGCUGACUGCAGAGAGAAAGGAAAGACAUCCCACACAGGAGUCACUGUUCUCUUGACAGUUAGCCAUAUUUGUUUUGCUUAACAUGUCUUUGUUUUAACAUGUAACUUUUGUGAAUUGGGAGUUUGUGGCGAUAACCAUGGGGACUGUGCUCUGCUGCAGCACUAAUUACUGUAUGUGUGGCUGUUUAUGUGUACAUAUUUUAUAAGAGAAACUGAUUAUGGAAGUGCUGAACAGACCGACUGGUAUUCUGGUUGUUCUGAUUAUUGGAUUCCAAUAAAAUUUGUUUUGAAGUCC
Colossoma macropomum (tambaqui) is the source of this 1682-nucleotide messenger RNA. It is a transcript of the gene hrasa, whose product is annotated as HRas proto-oncogene, GTPase a. The record is from RefSeq and is a predicted model, not a curated record. Lineage: Eukaryota; Metazoa; Chordata; Actinopteri; Characiformes; Serrasalmidae. The coding region runs from base 339 to 908 and encodes 189 amino acids. Gene Ontology annotation, biological process: Ras protein signal transduction. The transcript is spliced from 6 exons. Gene Ontology annotation, cellular component: plasma membrane. Gene Ontology annotation, molecular function: GTP binding; GDP binding; GTPase activity.